AUGGAGGCUGCCAUUCGGUGGUCACCGCAUUCAACCCAGCAAGAUCCACGUUUCUUAAUAAUCGAUGUCGCUGUCAACCGACUGCGAUUGUGUCAAAUUGAUCAUAUUGACAAGGGUAAGGUAAAAUACAAACAGCUUUGCGUUCGCGACAAGCUCCCCAAUUACACUGCCUUCGACUGGUCAAAACGAGAUGAGCACAUAGUCGCAGUUGGAUCUGCUUCUGGCGAGGCAGUCAUUGUAUCAAUGGAUGCAGACCAUCCACAGAUUGACUAUAACCAUACUUUUCCGAUCAAACAUCAACGUAAAUGCAAUUCUAUAGCAUUUAGUUCUAAGAACUUUCUUGCUACCGGAUUGGAUAGAGUUAGGAAUGAUGUCUGCCUCAACAUUUAUGAUCUCAAUACCCCGACAUUGACCUCAAGCUCCGAGCCGUAUAGGAAACUGGCAAGCUCCGAGGCAAUCUCUAGUAUCAAGUUUUUCAAUAACCAGCCCGAUACUUUAGUGGCCGGUGUAUCGAGGCAAUGCAUUCGCAUAUACGACUUACGAGAUUCCGGUACAUCGGGAGUCGCACAGUAUCCUACUCGUCAGGUCCACAACAUCGCUAUAGACCCACUAGACGAGAAUUACUUCAUCUCAGCUGGGACAACAGGCGAUCCAUCCGUCACAGUUUGGGACCAGCGCUAUGUGAAACAAAGAACCUCUAAUGACUCCACGAGCAACGGCGCGGUGCUUGAGUUCCGCCCGGUAGUCGACAACAGCCAAUCAGCCACUAUCUGGAGUCUUCGAUAUACCGGGACCAAGAGAGCUACCUUUGGUGUUUUGGCCAACACUGGCGAAUUCAAAGUUGUCGAACUUGCUCAACAUACUCAUCGACUAGAAGCUCACCAGGUAGCAAGUGCGGGGCCAUACGCGCAGGCCUGGGCAUCUCCACAUUAUACCAAAACAUCCCAUAACUUGAGGUAUCCAUGGUACGACGAAAGAUUCCGUGACAAUGAGAGAUCGCGUGUUGUUGCAUACGAUUUCAUGACGUCUGGUAGCCCACUCAAUGGACAGUGUGCACUCUCCCUUCUACCAAAUCGAGAGAUCGAGAUUCUCAAGGUACCACAGCAAGCACCGACGAUUAAUUUCACGGCUUUAGAUGAAAUCGCUCGUGAUCGAGGCAUUGUGGCCAGGCCAAGCAUGAGACAUGGAACUGUAGCAGAAGACUUGAUAGACCUCCAAAACCAAACGUUGAGUGAGAAGCUCGGCAUCUCACCCGAUCCGAAGGACAGUCUCUCCGGUAGGCUAGAUAAACUCACUAUCGACCACCCGCAUCGUACUAUUCCACUUGAAUCGGCAACUUUGUCAAGCAUGCAAAUGCAUGAGGACCUCCUUACUCUGGCAUACCCUGAUGUGCAGAUACCACUCGGAGACCAUCUGAAAGUACUACAGACCCAGAAGAGGCGUUGUCAGGAAGGCUACAACCUAGAUUGUCGCAAGAACAAAGAAAUCGUUUCCAACGACCCUUGGCUGGUGGAUGCUUGGAAUCUCGUUGAGCGACUGGACGCACAUGCAUGGGGAGAUGGCAUGGUUGGUGGAGAUCUGGAUCUCAAAUACCUUGGAGUGUUGUCUAUAUGGACAAACAAGUUGCAAAUGUACGAUCAAAGAAUGAUUGACCCGGACGCGAAGACUUCGAAGACUAUCUUCGUAGAAGCUGUAAAGGAAAUUGUUACGGCCAAAGAACUCCCUCCUUACUCCGGCAUAGGAACGCGCUAUCCAGAGAAUCGCCAAUUAUGCCUCUCGCUUUGCGGAUGGAAUUUAUCCAAGAAAGGUCUUCGAGAAAGGUGUUCAAUAUUGAUGGAUGAAGGCCAAUAUUACAAGGCAAUUGUUCUCGCGGUAUUUCAGGGAUAUAAGGACGUCGCUCUUGAUCUGCUGAAAGAAUCCAUCCAGCAGAAGAAGUUGGAAAAUGUUGGCUUAGGCGCUGUGAUUGCUUGCGACUCGGCCAAUGAAGAUCAACGCCAUAUGUGCUCUUGGAUGGCCGAAAUGACCGACGAGCCAUAUCUUAAGGGACUACUGGCCUAUUUCAUCAGCGGUGACUGGACCACUGUAGUUGAAAUGACCCAGCUUGCUUUGAGUGACAGGGUGGGUGUGGCACUUAAGUAUUUGAGUGACGAAAUGCUUACUCACUUUCUCAAACUUGCUACUACCGAGACGAUUGCGUACGGAAACAUUGAAGGCCUCCUCCUCACCGGCUUGACAGAGAAAGCCAUGGAUCUUUUUGAACAUUACAUUGCUAAAUACGGCGACUUGCAGUCCGCUGUGUUGAUACUUUCGCGCGCCUGUCCAUUAUACAUUCAGGAUGCUCGCUGGCCUUUAUGGAAAGAUAUCUACUUGAACCAGAUGCAAGUAUGGCGAACAUUCUUGGAGCGAACGCAUUAUAUCAAAGAACACAAUCUGAAAUGCGUAUCACGCGAAGGAAAGAGCAUCAACAAGCCUUCGGCUCCGAGUCUGGCGAUUCGAUGUCCCAAUUGUCAACAAAAUCUUGCUCUUCGCAAAGAUCUGAAGACCUCCCGGCAGUAUCUGACACCCCUGGGUGACCGUACAAAACCGCAACAUACAGGCCCAAAGCAGCGACCACAUCCGCCAAGGGGUACUGCAUCAUCGCCGUCACUCGCUUGUCCGAAUUGCAAUGCGCAGAUGCCGCGUUGUGGUUUGUGUAUGAUGUGGUUAGGAUCGCCAGAUCCGAGCAAAGUGGGUGCAGCGCAGGCACUCAAAGAAGAGGACCUGGAAGCCAGACUGAUGGUUUUCUGCAUGAGCUGUACUCACGGCUUUCAUGGUCACCAUGCUAGAGACUGGUUUGCUAGGCAUGCAAUGUGCCCAGUUCCCGAUUGUCAGUGCAUGUGUGGCUUACUCAAAUGA
Molecule: messenger RNA, 2895 nt
Organism: Aaosphaeria arxii CBS 175.79
Lineage: Eukaryota; Fungi; Ascomycota; Dothideomycetes; Pleosporales
Exons: 2
Coding region: 1-2895 (964 amino acids)
Biological process (GO): positive regulation of TORC1 signaling
Cellular component (GO): cytoplasm
Molecular function (GO): protein binding
Source: RefSeq, a predicted model, not a curated record